Molecule: messenger RNA, 5514 nt
Organism: Rhopilema esculentum
Lineage: Eukaryota; Metazoa; Cnidaria; Scyphozoa; Rhizostomeae; Rhizostomatidae
Biological process (GO): chromatin organization
Cellular component (GO): nucleus
Source: RefSeq, a predicted model, not a curated record
AUAUACCUAUCUGGGGAUGGAAAAAUAUUGGCAAUGGUAUCCCUGUGGUCGUUUGGUAUCCCUGUGGCCGCGAAUCUGGGGAUGAAAAGUACUGCCUAGGCCAACAAGCAACAUUGGAAACAAAGUGGUAGAAAAGUGACAUUUAUCUAGUAGAAAUUGACGGAGAACCGCAUAUUGCUACAUAUUCUCUCGAAUUAUUGUCAUUUUGACACCUCUCAUGCUGUUAUUAGACCCAUAUUAUACAAAACGCGAAUCUGGGGAUGAAUCUGGGGAUGGAAAAUACGCAUGCCUAGGCCCGCUAAAAACAUCAAGAAUAAAUUGGCAAGAAAAAAUUUUUAUCGAGUGGAAAUAGAAAGGAAACUCUGGAAAUAACAUAUUUUCUUGCUAAUCAUUGUCAUUUCGAUACAUUUCGAGCAGUACAAGCAAGUUUUCGAAUCUGGGGAUGAAUCUGGGGAUGAAUCUGGGGAUGAAUCUGGUGCUGAAUGGUACGCGGUAACUUUCUUCUGUUUGAAAAGCAUCUUGUGGUUCAUCCUUACUGCGCAUGCCUUGUAAAGUACUGGGCAUGCGCACUUUUGAAAAGUGCAAGGAUUUCUAGGUCACGAAUUUGAAUUGACCGAGGGAGAAACAUGGCGACAUUGUUGUGAUUAGGUCUUGUCAUUGUGCAACGAGUGUUUCUCUACUCAAAACAUGCAUUUUAAGGUGGAAUUUCGUAGUACCGAUAUAAAUGAAUUGAUUGCUCUCCUAGGAUUGCAUUUCCUUUUGAUAUAAACUUUAUGAAGCACUCGAUUGCAUGUCAUGACACGCUUCUUGUUAUUUUGAAGCGCUCAAUUGCAAAUAGUUAGUGACAAAAUUUUCAAGUACUACCCGUGUUUCUUCGGUAACGAAUCUUCUGUGUACUUAGGCAUGAACAAAAUUUUUUGGUUGUUUCUCUUCCACGUCAACUAAUCGUGCCCAAGGCCCUUUCUUACUUUUUCUCCUACAUUGCGCCGCAGUGUGCGGUCGUUGGUUCACUGGUGUCCAAGGCCUAGGAAGACUACUUUAAAUCAUGGCUUGUCCUUGCUAAAAAACGAGAAAAAAUGCUUUUGCCAUUUAAGCCAAGGUGAUGUUUGCCUCAAAAGAAAUGAUUUUUUGCCAGAUCACCUUUUUCUGACCUUUCAUCCUUUCUUCUUUUAUUUUUCGCGUUUCAUCAAAAUUUUGCUAAAUGAUAAAUUUGAAAAAGUAAUGAUCAGUUGCUCAAAUCUAUUUAUCAUUGUUUUUUCUAAACCAUAAUCAUACUUUUGUAAAAUUAGUGAUUAAUUCCCCCCCCCCUCCCUUAUCUUUCAAUGUGCUCCUCCCAUUAUCUCUCAAGGUGCAAUUUUUACAUGAUUUUUUGGUAACGACAACAUUGAUAGAUAAAGGUAAUGGGAAUGUUUUUGAGGCUCAUUUUAAAAAAUCAUAAAUUUCUUUUUGAAAGAAUCAACAUGAUGGUCAUGAUCAUCAGUGAUGAUCAUAAUCAUGACUCCAACAAGACUCAAUAAGCCCCAUACAAACCUUUUCAAGCUUGUAAGUAUUUCUGUUCAUGUGAAAACUUUUUGGCUAUCUGAUGACAUGCUAGGAGAUGAAAACAACAAAAUAAAUGAUGUAAAGGAAAAAAUCUGAGAAGUUUGAAGCUUCAAUCAAAGUAAAGAACUAUGCCUUUGUGGCUGAAUGAUGCAACUAAAAGAUGGCAGAGCCUAGGCGUGUGCCAUUGCUACCCGCUAAAUCAACAUUUUCGAAUGAAAAGCCUUCAGCAUCAAAAUCCAAAGAAAAUGACUGUGGUCAAGGAAAGAAAGAGGAGAAACCUAAUAACCAUAAAUCAGUUAGGCUUGAGAUAAAUCUUGCACCUUCUAAUGAGAAACAUUGUCCAGAAUAUUCUUAUGUUCAGUUGGUUAAAGAUGUUUUGAAGUCAGAGCCUGGGUCAAAGCCUGAACAAAAUUCUCUAACAGACCCCUUUGGCGAUGAGGAUAACACAGACCAACUCAAAGCACUAGCAAAGAAAUUUGAGGAAAAAUAUGGUCCAAAGCCAAGCAAGACAGGAAAAAAACGCAAGCUUGAUGCAAAUCCAUAUUACUGUGAUAUUGGAUAUGGAUAUGAUGAAAGUGAUCCCUUUGUUGAUAACACAGAAGCUUAUGAUGAGCUUGUACCAGCAGACUGGACCACUCAGCAUGGUGGAUUUUACAUCAACCAAGGUGAAUUGCAUUACAGGCCAGUAGCAGAUAGUGACAUGAAAGACUUCAAAAGUCCAAAGAAGAAGCGACUUGUCGAUGGAAAGAAAGCAAAAUCCAAAGAUGGCGACAAAAAUUCAAGCAAAACUCCAAAGGAACUAAGUACGCAAAAACGAAAAAAGCAGCUUCUAAAUAAAGAGAAGAAGCAGAAAAAACUAGAGAAAUCACUUUUCUUGCAGAAAGAAAAGAAACGAAAAAAGAAUGUUCUUUUGGAUGACUCAGAAGAUUCGCCGGUUGUGCUACAACGCCAAAAUAUUGCCAAACUUGGUCAAUCCUCACCAUCAGCGACACCAAAGGCCUUACCAAAUGGGAUUAGUGUGAAUACUAAUGCCACUGCUCUUGUUGAUGUCCAUAGCAAAUCGCCGAAGGCAGCUUUGAAAAACAGCGCUCAAUUUCUUGACAGUUCUAGUUUGUUUCUCAAUAAACAUUUAAAUGAAAUGAACAGCUCUAGCAAUAUGACUGAAAAAAGCUUUAAAAAUUCAGCAUCUUUAAAGACUUCAUACUUGAAUACUAGCGCCAGCAAAUCAAUGGAUAGCUUUAUAGAAACGCCAAAAACUGUACCCAAAGACACAGAUACCCCUUCAAGCCCCCCAAAUCUCCCCGAUAACCUCCCGCUUAUUCUUGAAGCUGGGGUUCAAAACCUUAAAGAUGCUGCUGCCAAUUGUCCAAAUGGAAAAUGCCGGUUUUUUGACGUUGGUGUCAACAAAACCUUGCUUGGGGUUGCACGAACCUUAUCAAAGUUGCCAUGCAAAGUUCGAACCAAUGUCUACGACUAUUUGGCGUAUUAUUUGCCUUGCACGAAAGAGACCCUCGUGAAAAGAGCCAAGACGCUGAUGAUAGAAGACCAAGUGAACCAGCUUGAUGAGCCAUUGAGGCUUUUGAAAGAAGCAAUUGAAAAGGAGAUGCCACUCCAGAAAAAACUUUAUGAUGCGGAGGUUGCAAACGCACUUACAGAAAAAGUGCGAGAACAAAUGAAGCAAAGUGGAUUCCCUUCUACUAAUGAAGAUCAAUUGACCGAAAAGCCUGCGUCACCAACAGACAAGACUGGCAGUGAAGCGCCAAUGGCCACAUCAGAGGAAAAGACAAAGAAAAAUAUGCCAAAACGUAAAUUUUCGUGGACUGAAGAGAUAAGGAGACUUCUCUGUGAUGUCAUUGCUGUUAAAGUCCAGUUGUACAAGAUGUCAAAGUCGAGAAGUAUGACUGCUGAAGAGUACGUUAAGGAUUUUCUAGAGAGUGAUGUUCGCAAAUUGUGGCCAAAAGGAUGGAUGACAAGCAGGAUUCUGUUCAAGGAAAGCAAAUCUGCACAUCAAGACAUUACCCAACAAGCAUCUAAAGCUAAAAAAGAAAAGCCAGUAAAGAAGACAGAAACAAGCCAAAUCGCAUCGGCAUCAUUUUUAAAUUCGCAAUCAAAUUUAGAUCAAUCCACGUUCAAGUUGGAUUAUUCAUUUGCAAACGUUCUCGACAUGUCAAAUAGUUCAUUGAAUUCAACUGCAUCGUCGAAAUCCAAAUUCUCUGGAAAUGCACAUUUGAAAACAUCAGCAGCAGCCCUUAUCGAUAACAUAUCUUGCUCUGCCUCUAGUAAAGGAGAAACGAAAGUGGAGCAAAGUAAAAAGCAUUCUUUAAGUGAGCCAACAAAAAAAGCUGAUUUGAAAGUGAAAGCUGAGGAUAAAAAAACGGCUGGGAAGCCUGCUUUGACAGUAAAGGCAAGCGCCUCUAAGAAAGAAACGAUGUUGACUAAGGAGACCCUAAAACAAGAGCCAUCGUUGAAUAGUUUGGUCGCCGCAAAUCCGUUUGACAAAGUCAAUUUCCCAUCGCUAAACGACACUAUGAAUUUCUCGAAAGUUAAUCGCCAUCCUAUUCUUAAUUUUGAAAGCCCUGCAGAGGCUUUGAAGAUUUCUCCAACAAGCAGUCAUGAAAAACCAGUGCAUAGUAUUUUGGACUACGCCAGUGUCUCGAACGAUAAUGCUCGACGAAAACCACCGAAUUUGACACCGACUUCCCUCAGUGCCAGCAGAUCAUCGAUGUCAGAGGUUGUGCCAGAGGUUAGCUUAAAGAAGAGUUCUCCAAGCCCCAAAAUAUCGACACCUGUCCUUCAGACCCAGCUAUCAACGGACAAAUGGCCUGCACAGUUGAUGGCUCCCGGACAAGCCUCCACGUACUUGGGACAAGCUGUAAAAAAUGUGUCAUCAGUCAAGCAGCCAUUUCAUGUCCCAACGACCCAGCAGCAGAAACACGUGUCACAACCAUCUGUUGCCACCAAACCGCUUUACAAAACGCCCCCGAAGGAUAGGCACAGCGCCCUUUCAGUCACACCACCAAAAAGCUCCCCUCAGAAUGCGAGCCCGCAUUCGAUGUCAUCGUUGAGCAUUGGGUCUUCAGGAUCAACUAAAUCGUCUCCUCUACUGCAUUUUCCACCAAACAUCGAGCAAGCAAGACGGCUGUCUGGUCAUUCCCCGGAGGACUUGCGAAAUCCUCUCUCAAUAUCUCAUUCUAUAAGUAGGUUGACACGGGACCCUUCGCCUAAGCAGAGCACUUUCACGUCUUUACCUUUUACCAAUGCAAUUAGCUCUUACUCGAAUUCACUAUCGAUAUCGAAUUUGCAAGCUGCAUCGCAAGGUCACGAAAAGAUGCAUCAUAGCUUCUCAAACUCAAAAAUAACACAACAGCAACAUCUAGCAGACCCAACUUCCAUAGAGUUGUUGCUACAACAGCAACAGCAACAGGUGCAACUUCAACGUCACUUGAAGCAGCAGCAAGCAUUACAGCAACAGCGACAACAACAACAACAACAACAACAAGCUUUGCAACAGAAGCAUUCAUUGCAGCAGCAGCAGCAGCAGCAGCAGCAGCAAGCUAUGCAACAACAACAGCAGCAGAAGCAACAACAACAACAACAACAACAUCUCUUGAAACAACAACAGCAGCAACAACAGCAACAACAGCAACAACAGUUAAUGAGCUCCCAAGGUCCGGUUUUCCUUGGAGAUCCUUUGAACAUCACUGGACCGGCACAGUUUCCAAACCAGAACGCCAUUCGCUAUUCGGCCAACGCUUUGGGCUCGAAUGCGUCAGAACGCUAUCCAGCUCCUUUCACGAACUAUAGACCACAGUUUAUUUGAUACGAAAAAAAUUUAAGAGUAUACAUGUUAUUGUAAAUAUUCCUGUUUUUUGCUUCGAAAAAAAGCAUCAUUUAUUUUAUGCAUGUUUUGUCUUUUUGAUGGAAUUCUUUGUCAUUUUGUACUUUAAGCUGUAUAAAGAUUUCAUGUAAGUA